AUGAAAGGUGCUGUUCUCGUCGCUAUUGCCGCUUCCAUCGGCAAUUUUCUCCAGGGAUGGGAUAAUGCUACCAUCGCCGGGGCUAUUGUUUACAUUAAGAAAGACCUUGCGUUGGAAACAACUAUGGAAGGGCUUGUGGUGGCCAUGUCCCUGAUCGGGGCGACGGUAAUCACCACAUGCUCUGGCCCUAUAUCGGAUUGGCUUGGUCGGCGACCCAUGUUGAUAAUCUCAUCUGUGCUCUAUUUCUUGGGUGGUUUGGUGAUGCUGUGGUCCCCUAAUGUGUAUGUGUUGUGCUUAGCGAGGUUGCUUGAUGGAUUUGGGAUUGGCCUUGCUGUGACUCUUGUCCCUGUCUAUAUAUCUGAAACAGCACCGUCUGAAAUAAGGGGGUCUUUGAAUACGCUUCCUCAGUUCAGUGGUUCUGGAGGCAUGUUUUUGUCUUACUGUAUGGUUUUUGGAAUGUCAUUGACUCCGUCGCCUAGCUGGAGACUCAUGCUUGGGGUUCUGUCUAUUCCUUCGCUCCUCUAUUUUGCACUGACCAUUUUUUUCUUGCCUGAGUCUCCUCGGUGGCUGGUCAGCAAAGGAAAGAUGCUCCAGGCUAAAAAGGUACUCCAAAGAUUGCGCGGAAGAGAGGAUGUAUCAGGCGAGAUGGCAUUGCUGGUUGAAGGUCUCGGGAUCGGAGGUGAUACAUCUAUAGAAGAGUACAUAAUUGGCCCUGCUGAAGAGGUGGCUGAUGGUCGGGAACAAGCAUCAGAGAAAGAUAAAAUUCGAUUAUAUGGAUCCCAAGCAGGCCUCUCUUGGUUAGCAAAACCUGUCACCGGACAGAGUUCUAUUGGCCUUGCAUCACGCCAUGGAAGCAUCAUCAAUCAAAGCAUGCCCCUCAUGGAUCCUCUGGUGACACUGUUUGGUAGCAUUCAUGAGAAGCUCCCUGAGGCAGGAACUGGAAGCAUGCGAAGCACUUUGUUUCCAAAUUUUGGAAGCAUGUUCAGCACUGCUGAGCCGCAUGUUAAAAAUGAACAGUGGGAUGAAGAGAGCUUACAAAGGGAAGGUGAGGACUACAUGUCAGAUGCUGGUGGCGGGGACUCUGAUGAUAAUUUGCACAGUCCUUUAAUCUCACGUCAAACAACAAGCCUUGAAAAAGACAUGCCUCCUCCUCCUUCCCAUGGCAGUAUUCUGAGCAGCAUGAGGCGUCACAGUAGUCUUAUGCAAGGAUCAGCAGAGCAAGUUGGUAGUACAGGCAUUGGUGGUGGCUGGCAGCUGGCAUGGAAAUGGACUGAUAAAGGUGAGGAGGGGAAAAAGCAAGGAGAGUUUAAAAGGAUUUAUUUACAUGAGGAGGGAGUUUCUGCAUCUCGUCGUGGAUCCAUUGUUUCAAUUCCUGGUGAAGGUGAAUUUGUCCAGGCUGCUGCCUUGGUUAGCCAACCUGCUCUUUACUCCAAGGAGCUUAUCGAUGGACAUCCAGUUGGUCCUGCAAUGGUACACCCAUCUGAGACAGCUUCAAAGGGGCCAAGUUGGAAAGCUCUUCUUGAACCAGGGGUUAAGCAUGCAUUGAUUGUUGGCAUUGGGAUACAAAUACUUCAACAG
Messenger RNA from Sphenostylis stenocarpa, 1578 nucleotides. The record is from the annotation of a GenBank genome assembly. Lineage: Eukaryota; Viridiplantae; Streptophyta; Magnoliopsida; Fabales; Fabaceae.